UUGGUCUCCAGCUGCCCAGCUGCUCAGUCCAGACCAGGCGCAUCGAAUCGCCAGGCCCUCCCAAGCCCCCGCCCGUUUCUGCUCUGUCGCCGAUCAAGCCGCUGCCCCCGCUUGCCAGCGACACUUGAUCGCCUCCCCUCCUCCCAGCACAUCUGGAACUGCAGCCAAUAGCCAUGCCUGCGCCAAAGCCCAGCCAGAUCGAUGCUGUGCCGGGAUUCAUCGUCGCCGAGAUUGUCGCUGCUCAACCCAGCUGCUCUCCGUCCGCACUCCCGCCUGCUGUCGAUGCCAUCGACGAUGCCGAUCCGGAUCCAAGCGCCGCACUGUCGUCCCAGAAGCUCACGGCAGAGACCAUCCAAUGCACCCUCGACCAGCUGAAUCAGGCCAUCUCGGAUCUCAGUUUCGAACUGAGCCAUCACAUCGAUACCCAUCCAGAGCUCUCCACGUUUCUGGGCGAUUCCCAGCGUAUCGAAGGACAAGCUCAAGGCUACUUUGCCGAGCUGGAUCGUCUCUCGACCGAGCUUCAUGAGCCGCAGAAUGGAUUCCUGGCCAAGCUCAACGACGCCAAUCAUCGACAGCAAGAGGCCAGGAGCAAGCUCGAUGCCCUCGAGACCUAUCUGCACAUCCUCAUGAGUCUCUCCUCGUUUCAUCAAGGCUCAACCGUGUUUGACUCAGCCCUUGGCCAGAAGGAGUUCCAAAAGGCGUCAGUGAUCCUGUCUUCGAUGGAAGGCGCCUUGGACCAGCUUCCGAAAUGGGACGACGUUCAUAUCUUUGCCCAAGUCCAGGCUCGAUACGACACCUGCAACCAGAUGUUCUUGGCCAGACUGGAGCUGACGCUCUCGGAUCUGCUCAGCGCCGACACUGACGACACCAGCGGCAUCAUUGCGGCCAAGGAGUACUACGACGGAUCCCGUAUCCUCCACCCAGGAUCAAUCUUCUCUGCGGCCGCAUCGGGGCAUGGCGCAGAACUUAUCGCUCCAUGGCUGCGAUUCUGUCUGCGUGCUCUUGAGGCUGUGCUUUCCAGCCCCGCGAGCUCUUGCUCUGUCACGACAGAACCAGAUAGUUCCGACAGGGGCUGUCUUGUCCACCGCCUCAAGUACGAAAAGGCCGACGAAAGUUCGGAGGCCCCUUGGUCUCAAACCUCGCCAGAUGUUGUCUUUUCGAGGCUGAAGGAAAUCAUGCGCUUCCUCGUCACGCAUCUGUUCUGCUUCGACCUGACCGAGAUCAAGGACAAGAGCGACACGACCGGAUACACGCACAUCUUCCGAGAGCGCUUCCGGCAGUUCUACGCAGGCGACAUUGCGCCCCGCGUGAUCGACAAGUAUCUGGCCAAGUGCGUCCCUGAGUCUCUCGAGCAGCUCGACGGCUUCAAGAUUGUGAGCCAAGCUUGCUCUGUAUUCGAGAACGAGCUGCUUUCCGGUGGCUUGAUUGAGGAUCAAGACAGGAAGCUGUCAGAGUACUGCUCCAAGAUUGACGAGCAUUUCAUCGCUCAGACAACACUGACGCUUCUGGAAAAGGUCCGUGCCGUGCUCGUCAAGUCCCAAUACGAUACCGUCGAUGUCAAGGAAGGCAGCGACCAAGUGCUGCUGCCAACAUGGGUAUCGAACUGCAUCCCACCUUUGGCAAAUACCACAAUCGCAGUGCAAGCGACCGAGGCUGUUGCCUUUGACGGCUUGUUCCAGUUCCCGUCUUGCGCCAUCAGCGCCCGGACGGUCAAGUUUCUCAAGCUGAUUUCAUCGACCCUGUCCGAUGCCCUCAAAGUGAACAACGCCAGCACUCCCAAGCUCUUUGACAGCGUGCGGGAAGCUCUGGACUUGUACCGCAUCGUGAUGCCAUCGGUGCACUCGACAAAGUUCGACAGCGUGCCCCAGCUGUGCAUGGUCUUCCACAACGACUGCAUGUAUAUUGCCCACCAGCUGCUGUAUCUCGGCAUUCCCUUCCAAACUUUUGCUCUCGGCUCGCACAAAGGCGUUCUGAGCUUCACCGACUCUGUUGUCGAGUUUCGCAGGCUGGGCGAGCGCUAUUUCAACAUGCAGCUGACUCGCCAACGCGACAGCUUGAUCCAGAGUAUCGCCGAGGCAGACGGCUUUGGCAUGCAGGACGACGCACGAGAGGCACAAGUAUCCAAGACGAUCAAGCUUGUGUCCCACCAGCUGAAGCAUCUCGCCAAAGUGUGGAAGUCGGUCUUGCCCGACUACUUAUUCCUCAAGGCGAUGGGUCUGCUCGUCGAUGCCGUCAUGGAGGAGAUCCUGACGGAGGUCGAAGGGUUGAUCGACAUAUCCAAGGACGAGUCGCUCAAGCUCAACAGCGCCCUGAUCGAGUUUGAAGGCGAGUGCAUCGAGCUGCUCCGGACACAAGACUACCAGCGCUACAUACCGAUUGUGAACAAGUUCCACCACCUUGCGCUGCUGAUGGACUCGAGCUUUGCAGCGAUCAUGGAGAGGCUGCGAGCGGGCGAGCUCUUUGAGUUUUCGAAUGGCGAACUGACUCGCCUCAUCAAGGCACUGUUUUCUGACACACCGCUGCGGGCCAAGAACCUGGAGGAGAUCCAGCGACGCAGGUGAUCGCUGCGAGUGCAAGUGAAGAGAUCACAGCCCGAAUAUAUAUAAUACACUUGCAGUCCCA
Messenger RNA from Polychytrium aggregatum, 2622 nucleotides. RefSeq names its product Centromere/kinetochore Zw10-domain-containing protein. The record is from RefSeq and is a predicted model, not a curated record. Gene Ontology annotation, cellular component: RZZ complex. Gene Ontology annotation, biological process: endoplasmic reticulum to Golgi vesicle-mediated transport; mitotic spindle assembly checkpoint signaling. Lineage: Eukaryota; Fungi; Chytridiomycota; Chytridiomycetes; Polychytriales. The coding region runs from base 174 to 2561 and encodes 795 amino acids. The transcript is spliced from 13 exons.